Messenger RNA from Nomia melanderi (Alkali bee), 879 nucleotides. Lineage: Eukaryota; Metazoa; Arthropoda; Insecta; Hymenoptera; Halictidae. The record is from RefSeq and is a predicted model, not a curated record.
AUGGAUAAAGACAGUGCAGAUGAAAAGUUUUGCUUAGAUACUUUGUCAGACUAUAACAGUUAUUCAGAAAGUGACAGUGAUGGUGAUAGUAGUGAUUCUUCUAUAAACACUCGAAAGCCGCGGAAAUUAUUGCCACUGCAAUAUAGCGAUUCAGAAAGUGAUAAUGAUGACACCGCUGAAGUAAACAUCGAUACAUGGUCAACAAAUGACAAAUCAAUUAUUUUGGAACCUUUCGAAGGCAGCCCAGGUAUAAAAAUUCUACCAAAAUCUGAAGAAAGUGUAAUGGACAUAGUGAAUUUAUUUAUUGGAGAUGACCUUUUGGAACAUUUGGUUAAAGAAUCGAAUAGAUAUCACUAUCAAGUAAUCAAUAAAUAUAAAAAUAUCUCAAGGACGAAGAAAUGGGUGGAUAUUACGUUGCCAGAAAUGAAAAAUUUUUUAGGUCUAAUUGUUCUAAUGGGACAAGUAAAAAAAGAGAAACUUCACGAUUACUGGUCAACUGAGCCAAGCAUCGAAACUCCGUUUUUUUCGAAAGUAAUGAGCAGAAGCAGAUUUAUGCAGAUACUGCAGAGCUGGCACUUUUGUAAUAAUGAAGAUAUACCCACAAAUUCAAACAGACUUGUAAAAGUUCAGCCAGUUAUGAAUUAUUUAAAGAAUAGAUUUAUUGAUGUAUAUAAACCUUAUCAACAAUUAUCAUUAGAUGAAUUCUGUGAAGCUCAUACGGAAUACAUUUGUAAUUUUGAAGUGUAUGCUUCCCAAGGAAUGAAAUUGGAAAACACUAUUCUAGAAGUUAUUGAUCCUUAUAAAAAUAUUUGGCAUCACAUUUAUCAGGACAAUUAUUAUAACAGUGUCCAUAUGGCUGAUGUUCUCCUGCAAAAUAAA